Messenger RNA from Enhydra lutris kenyoni (northern sea otter), 1347 nucleotides. Its product is annotated as sarcoglycan gamma. Lineage: Eukaryota; Metazoa; Chordata; Mammalia; Carnivora; Mustelidae. Gene Ontology annotation, cellular component: sarcolemma; sarcoglycan complex. The record is from RefSeq and is a predicted model, not a curated record. Gene Ontology annotation, biological process: heart contraction; cardiac muscle tissue development. The transcript is spliced from 8 exons. The coding region runs from base 249 to 1124 and encodes 291 amino acids.
AAUUUUAAGUGUGGUAUGAGCUGUUUAUGUCACUGAGUAAAAUUAGAUACGCCUGUUGCUAAUACGAGGGGAUGAAACAUGAGACAAGGCCAAACACGUGAGAGCCUUUUCUUCCAGGCACAGUCAGUGAAUUCUGAAGCCCCAAAUCCUUCACUCAUUCUGCAAGUAAGGGGAAAGUUUGAAACAUUGUCUCUUGUAGAGCCCGAGGACUGUAGUACUUCCCCAGUGGGCUUUUUAAUACAUCUAAGAUGGUCCGUGAACAGUACACUACAACCACAGAAGGCACCCACAUACAGAGGCCAGAGAACCAGUGUGUCUACAAAAUUGGCAUUUAUGGCUGGAGAAAGCGUUGUCUCUACUUAUUUGUUCUUCUUUUACUCAUCAUCCUCCUCGUGAAUUUUGCUCUUACAAUUUGGAUUCUUAAAGUGAUGUGGUUUUCCCCAACAGGAAUGGGUCACUUGCGUGUUACAAAAGAUGGUCUUCGCCUAGAAGGAGAAUCAGAAUUUUUAUUCCCGUUGUAUGCCAAGGAAAUACACUCCAGAGUGGACUCAUCUCUUCUUCUGCAGUCAACUCAGAAUGUGACUGUCAAUGCACGCAACUCUGAAGGAGAGGUCACGGGCAGAUUAAAAGUGGGUCCCAAAAUGGUAGAAGUCCAGAGUCAACAGUUUCAGAUCAACUCCAAGGAUGGCAAGCCACUGUUUACUGUCGAUGAAAAGGAAGUUGUGGUUGGUACAGAUAAACUUCGAGUAACUGGGCCCGAGGGUGCUCUUUUUGAACAUUCAGUGGAGACCCCCCUCGUAAGAGCCGACCCAUUUCAGGACCUGAGAUUAGAAUCACCCACACGCAGUCUAAGCAUGGAUGCCCCAAAGGGUGUUCAUAUUAAAGCUCAUGCUGGGAAAAUUGAGGCUCUUUCUCAAAUGGAUAUCAUUUUUCAAAGUAGUGAUGGAAUGCUUGUGCUUGAUGCUGAAACUGUGUGUUUACCCAAGUUGGUUCAGGGGACUCAGGGUGCCGCCAGCAACUCACAAAGACUGUAUGAAAUCUGUGUGUGUCCGGAUGGGAAGCUUUACCUGUCUGUGGCUGGCGCAGGUACCACGUGCCAUGAAAACAGUCACAUCUGUCUCUAAAGCCCCUGAGUUGUCCACGGAGCACCUGCCUCAUUUCAGUGAGCUUUAUAGACGCUGACCUCAAGCCUUCACACCAAGCAACUUGACUUCCUGGUGGAUGGUGGAGGGAAAGUAGGAGGGCACGCUUUCAAAAGGAACUCAGAAAAAUGUACCAGUGAUGGUGUUCUGAUGAAAUACAUCAUCUCAGAGUGGUAUGUGCAUAUUAGACACAAAAGUCUGGCAA